Microcebus murinus (gray mouse lemur) is the source of this 1432-nucleotide messenger RNA. It is a transcript of the gene CRLF2, whose product is annotated as cytokine receptor like factor 2. Gene Ontology annotation, cellular component: external side of plasma membrane. NCBI's taxonomy places the organism in Eukaryota, Metazoa, Chordata, Mammalia, Primates, Cheirogaleidae. Gene Ontology annotation, molecular function: cytokine receptor activity; protein binding. The record is from RefSeq and is a predicted model, not a curated record. Gene Ontology annotation, biological process: cytokine-mediated signaling pathway.
UUCGCUUCGCUGCGGCCGUGAGCCCUGGGUCCCUGACUCGCUCUGUCUAGCUUUCCUCCCGUCUCCCCGAGCAUGCGGGGGUCCCUCCUGCCCUGGGCUGCCGCUGCAGCCGUUGUCUGUCUACUGGGACGCCUGAUGGCUUUGGGGACGGCCGGAACAGGAGAAGCGCUGCAGGUUCACAUCAUCUGCUUCAACUUCGAGACCGUGCGGGUUACGUGGAACGUGAGCGAACCCUCCGGGGAGAACCUCACUUUCUUCUACACAUUCGACAGCGGGGAGGCGUACGGCCAAUGCACCCACUACAUUCUUCGGCGCGGCCUCACUGCCGGCUGCAUCCUGGACUUCCAAGACCAAGUCCUGCACUUCUCCAUCAGGAAUGCGACACACGCCCUGUUCACGCACAGCCAGUGGGCCAGCUUCUACCUGAAGCCCGGCGCCCCGAGGAACCUGAGUUUCCAGUGGCAGCAGGAGAAGGUGGCGGUCACCUGCCCCGGCCUGGCCCACGGCGGGCUGCUCUACGAGGUCCAGCUCCGAAGCAACUUCGACGCCGCCUGGCAGUCCAAGGAGGAGGAAACCUGCAAUGUCCACAUAGAAGGUCUGGACGCUGAGAAGUGCUACUGCCUCCGGGCCAGGGUGAAGACCACGGAGGCCGCCUACGGCCCCGACUCCUACCCCGGGGACUGGUCGGAGGUGUCCUGCUGGUAUGGAGGCCUGCCCAGCGAUUUGUGCCCGGACGUGCCCAUCAGCCCCGGAUUCCCCAGAUUUAUUUUAAUCUGCAGCCUGGUCGCCCUGCUGACGUUGUGUCUCGUCCUGCUGUCCCUGUGGAAGCUGGGGAGAGUGAGGAAUCUCCUGGUACCCACCGUGCCCGACCCCAAGUCCUCCUUCUCCGGGCUCUUCGAGCAGCACCAAGGAAACUUCCAGGAGUGGAUGAAAGACGCCCAGAAUGUGGCCCACCUGCCCAGGACGGGCAGCGGCGGCGGGGAGCUGGACUGCGGCCCCGAGGAGGCCCUGGUCGUGCAGGUGGCCAAGACCGCCACGGCCCUGGACAGCUUGAGCCGGAGCUCGGAGGAGGGACAGCCCCCCGGAGGGUGCUCCCAGCUCUUUCGCCGGCCCCCGCAGAGUGGGCCCGUGGUCUCUCUGGGGGGCUUCGAGUUUGUGAUGAGUGACGGCUCCUACGUGAUGCUGUGAAUCAGGGUAUGCAGCAGUGCCCAGGGCCCACGCCGGCACACGCGUGGAUGUGUGGGGACCUGCCCGGAGGUCCCAGGAACCCCAGGAGCCACCGACGGGCGGACCCAGCCCCCCUCCAGGACGGAGGAUGCUUGAGCCCGCGCUCCUCAGAGACCGGAGUCGAAAAAAGGGGGCAAAACACGGCCGGGCGCGGAGGCUCACGCCCGUCAUCCCAGCACUAUGGGAGGCCGAGGCGGGAGGAUCG